Messenger RNA from Cornus florida, 874 nucleotides. RefSeq lists its product as uncharacterized. Bases 117 to 557 code for a protein of 146 amino acids. Gene Ontology annotation, cellular component: mitochondrion; nucleus. Lineage: Eukaryota; Viridiplantae; Streptophyta; Magnoliopsida; Cornales; Cornaceae. The record is from RefSeq and is a predicted model, not a curated record. Gene Ontology annotation, biological process: mitochondrion organization. The transcript has 5 exons.
UUUCUCAAGUCUAAACCAGGCUUCUCAAGUUUUCAUUUCCUCUCACAUAUUCUCUGUUUCUUCAUCUCUCUCCCUCUCUCUCUCUCUUCAUCUCGCUUUCUCUCUCUUCGCGUACCAUGGCUCGCCGAAGCCGAAGCUUUGGAGGAAAGUCAGCUCCUCGUCCUCGUGCCGCUGCCAGUUCUCCAUUGCGUAACCCUCCAAAGCCAGUGACUCCUGCUCCUCCCCCAGCACCUGCACCUGCACCACAGGGAUCCGCUCUGGGAGGACUUGGUUCUGUUGUUGCUGAAGGCAUGGCCUUCGGUGGCGGAAGUGCAGUAGCUCACAGGGCUGUGGAUGCUGUGAUGGGUCCUCGUGUCAUCAAUACCGAGGUGAUCUCGGCAGCUCCUCCUUCUGUUCAGGCACAGGCCGCAGCUCCUCCUUCUGGUGCAUGCGAUGGUCAAUCAAGGGCCUUUCAAGAUUGUUUGAACCAGUCUGGGAGUGAUAUCGGCAAGUGCCAGUUCUACAUGGAUAUGCUGUCGGAGUGCCGCAAAAACUCUAGCAGUGGUCUGAAUGUUUGAUGCUGUUCAUGAUUGAGUCCGAAACUUAACCCCCCAAAACUCUAGUCUUGGUCUGAAUGCUUGAUGUUUGUUGUUCAUGAUUCAGUCUGAAACUUAUCCUAGUAGCUGCAAUGUAUAAACUAGGUUAGAGAAAUAUUUUGCAGACUAAAGUGGCUUUUGGUGACUUGGUUUCACAUAUUAUAUCUCACCUUCUACAGAAUUUCUCGUAUCAUGAAUUCUCUCUUUCAAUAUUUGAGGGUGAACUUGGGUUAGAUUGUUCGGGUCAGUUGUUGCCCUAGCCUUUGUCCCCUCGAGGUUUAAAUUGAUUAGUCAUAUUG